Daucus carota subsp. sativus is the source of this 1802-nucleotide messenger RNA. RefSeq names its product protein BREVIS RADIX. NCBI's taxonomy places the organism in Eukaryota, Viridiplantae, Streptophyta, Magnoliopsida, Apiales, Apiaceae. Bases 428 to 1510 code for a protein of 360 amino acids. The record is from RefSeq and is a predicted model, not a curated record. The transcript is spliced from 7 exons.
UCCGACAUGCGUGUAUAAAAACGCACAUAUGUUCUCUUUUCUUGUCUCUACUACUCAUUUCUUUGUCUAUAUCUUUUCUUGCAUGUACGUCACAACAUUAACGUUGGCUCUAUCAAUCACUACUUCUCGCCGGAGCCUAAUCUACGCUCAAAGAUUCUUCUACCAUACCACCAUAUUUCUAUCAUCUUUCACUCUAAUCACUCGCCAUAUUCAUUCAUUUCACUUGUCGCGGCUGCUCCGAAUCUGACUCGGUAUAUCUCAUUUUUACGAGAUUCACUGCCCAACUGAUCAAGGCCUCGUUAAUUCUAUCCCGUAUAGAUCACUCAUUGAAGGCUGAGAAGAGGAGGAGUGAAAGAACAAGGUGAAGGCUAAUAAAGAAGCUAAUUAUUACUUGUGUUUUUAGGUGUGAAAAACAGGGGAAAUAAAGAUGCUGACAUGUAUAACGUGUUCAAAGCAAGCAACAGAGGACGGAGAAGAAGAAGGUGCUCCUCCGCGUGGGACACCUAGUACUAAAGAAGCCGUCAAAAGCCUGACUGCCCAGAUCAAGGAUAUAGCAGUGAAAUUUUCUGGUGCUUAUAAACAAUGCAAGCCUUGCACAGGCUCCCCCACCUUCAAGAAAGGACAGAGAGGCUACCCUGAAUUUGAUACCAGUUCAGAAGGAGUACCGUACCCUAGCAGGCAACCAGAAAGCUCAAGCUCUACUCCUGCUUGGGAUUUUACAAGAACCGGAAACCAUCAAGCCAGUAGAGCUGACUCAAGGUUUGCUAGGCCUGGAGGAUCAUCAUCUGUAUCGACUCAGUCUGCUGAAGUACCUGUGAAGAAUGAAGAUGAGCCUGGAGAGUGGAUGGCACAGGUGGAGCCUGGUGUCCAAAUCACAUUUGUGUCUCUUCCUAAUGGUGGGAAUGAUCUUAAACGGAUUCGCUUUAGCCGGGAGAUGUUUAACAAGUGGCAAGCUCAACGAUGGUGGGGUGAAAAUUAUGAUCGAAUUAUGGAGCUCUACAACGUUCAGAGAUUUAAUAAGCAAGCACUUGGCACUCCAGGGUCCGAGGAUGCGAGAGAUUCUUCUUACUCCAGGCUAGGAUUAGUUAAGGAAAGCCCUGUGACUCCAUCACUUAACAAAGACUGGACUCCAAAAGACCAUUAUAAAGCUUCUAGUAGUAGAGCUUAUUUUCCUGCAGACUCUCCAGAUCAAGGUGGCAACCAGCAAUACAAUGUCAGUUCUAAUGUUUAUGCUACUGGUGGUCCAAAAUGCGAGGCAUCCUCUGUGGAAGCAUCAAGGACGACCACCUCCUCUAGAGAUGAGGCAUCCGUUUCUAUUAGCAAUGCUAGUGAUGUAGAAUCAGAGUGGGUGGAACAAGAUGAGACUGGAGUUUACAUAACUAUCAGACAACUAGCAGAUGGGACUAGAGAGCUUCGACGUGUCAGAUUCAGCCGGGAGAAGUUUGGAGAGGUUGAUGCAAAACUUUGGUGGGAACAAAACCGGGAGAGAAUACAAGAUCAAUACCUCUAGACUAAUCUUGUUGGCGCAUGGAAGUGAAGUAGUUUUUCGAGCUUUGCCAUUUACCUGCAAUGGCGACUUGGCCAUCUUAAACAAUAGGAUGCGUUGGUGAUUCCAGUUCUAGGUGUUGGAAUUCUGGAUCAAAUGUAGCAGUAACAUAUAUUAUAACUUAUGGAAUCAUUUUAGUUUAUGUCAAAUUUUUUUUUUGAAAGUUUUGCAAGCUAGAGCAUGAUUCUACUUGUCUGAUCUCGUUGAAGACUAGUACACUUGGCAAAAACACAACAAAACAAAAUAGUAUGUUGCA